UUCUGCAGAAACUUUCUCAGCAGAGGAGUUCCUCCUGCAGCAGGCAGGAGUUAUUGUGAGUGGUGUGGAGGAGUGAAUGGGGAGUUUCCUGUAUCGCUGGGCAGAUGUUCCAGUUGUGGAGGAGUCUGAAGCUCUCAGUCAUCGGAAAUGCAUCACUUCAGCUCAGCAGGACGACCAGUGACUCACACCGUUCCUGACCCCAGGCUAUAAACCCCACUCUGGGACACGCUAGAGCUGAGCUGCAGAGCUGCAGAUCCAACAGGGUUGGUCUGAAUCCACCCAGAGCACAAACUCUCAACUCCUCACUCUCAACUCCUCACUCUCAACUCCUGAGCUGAUUAAACACUGUUCUAAAUCUCAGAAACUACAGCUGGAACAUGGAGAAGCUGCUGCUGUGGACGACAUUCCUCACUGCUGCUCUGAGUGCCGUGUGCUCCACUGUGCUUCAGAGAAGAAUGGAGUUCACUGAAGCUAUGAAUUAUCUAAAACAGUUUGGGUAUCUGGACACUCCACUGGAUCUGGAGGUGCAAGCACACUGGAGCGAUGAAGAAAUCAAAGAAGCUCUCAGUCUGUUUCAGAGGGUGUCAGAGCUGCCGAUCACUGGACAGAUUGAUGAAGCUACUAUUGGGCAGAUGAGGCAGCCUCGCUGUGGGGUGGAAGACCCUUUCAACCAAAAGUCCAUGAGAUACAGGACGUUCGGUGGAGUUUGGAGGAGGAGGAGCCUCACUUAUCGCAUUUAUAAUUACACCCCUGAUAUGGGAAAGGCAGCCACCCAGCGGGCCAUCCGUUCUGCCUUUAAGUACUGGAGUGACGUCACUCCCCUGAGCUUUAAGGAGAUCGACUACGGCCGUGCAGACAUCAGAAUCUCAUUCCAUACGAGAGAAGGCUGUCCCUCACCUUUUGAUGGGCCAGGUCAUGUGCUCGCUCAUGCAGAAGCCCCUACCUCAGGGAUUGUUCACUUUGAUGAAGAUGAGUUCUGGACAGAGGGCAAAUACUACGGCUCCAACCUACGCAUCGUGGCAGCCCAUGAGAUAGGCCACGCCCUGGGUCUCGGCCAUUCCCAGUAUAAGAGCGCUCUGAUGGCUGCACACUACACUGGAUACAAGGCCAACUUCAGACUGCACCCGGAUGACAUCAGAGGAAUCCAGGCGUUAUAUGGUAAAAGAAUCUCGGGUACGACCACAGAUGAAAAUAUUUUCACCUCACACCCAACAACCAACUCGCCUUUUCCCAGAAGAGAGGUUCCAGACCCAUGCGAUGCCAAACUGGACGCCAUAAUGCUGGGUCCCUGGAGUAAGACCUUUGCCUUCAGUGGAAACUACGUCUGGACCAUCACAGAUUUGGGACACAACCCUCCCAUUAAGAUCAACCAGCUGUGGAAAGGGCUGCCCGGGAACCUGAAUGCAGCUGUGUACUCUCAGAGAACCAAUAAAACCUACUUUCUAAAAGGUGACAAAGUAUGGCGGUAUACAAACUUCCAGCUUGACCUGGGAUACCCCAAAGAGCUGAGGAGGAUCCCAGCAAACAUCGAUGCAGCUCUGUAUUAUGAGAAGAACAAGAAAAUAUUCUUUUUAAAGGGCUCUGGUUACUGGCAGUGGGAUGAAAUGGCCUACAAUGACCUCAGCAUCUACCCCAAACCCAUCUCCCGCCUUUUCACCGGAGCCCCGUCCAGACCGGACGCAGCGCUCACAUGGACCAAUGGAAAGGUCUACUUCUUCAAGGGUGACAAGUACUGGCGCAUGAGUGACCAGCUGAUUGUUGAACCCGGUUACCCCCUCAGCAAGCGAGAGCGCUGGAUGAGAUGCAACCACUGAGCCACUAGAGUGCAGCAGAGAGCUGAGAACUGCAGUGAGCUCAGGAGGGCCUUCAGUGGCUGGAUGACUGACUGUGUGAGGGACAUUGUUUAGCAGAUGUUCAGCAAAUCUUCUGGGGUUUAGAAACGCAACCAACAUGAUGAUUAGAGCAUUCAUAUUGCGGCGUUAGGGAGCUGAGAAUGGACAAAGCUUCAGGUUCUCUUUUGAGAAGAGUACCUGUGCUCGGCUCCUGGGGUCUCAGCUCAGUGGUGUUAUUUACAUGGUCACUAAUUUCAGGGAACAAACUUCACAGAUUCAGUUUUGUUGAUGCACUGAGAAAGAGUUGAAAACACUUGAGAACGUUCUCGAUUUCUGUAUAAUAAUGUGUUUAUUGUAGCAAAACUCAUGUCAGCACCAAAAUCUGCCUAUGUAAAGAUGAUUAGGCUGAUAGAUGCUCAUCCCAGAGCUUUUCUUUAUAUUUCAGAGCAAGGAGCGUCUCACUGGGUUUAGUUUUACUCAGAAAUGCAGAGAAGCAGGGCAUUACAGAAGAGUUUGAGUUAUUAUUAUUAUUAGGUUCUUCUGAACCAUGAGGAAUAUCUCGUAAUAACCACAUUAUAGUUGAAACCACCCUAGAAACCACCCUAGCAACUACCUGGUAUAGUACAUGACCAUGCGGGGUCUGUAUGCAUGGUAGCUUUUACCUGGUAUAUCAAAGUAACCACCUAGCCAACAUUAGCUAACUUUAUUGCCUUAGCAAGUAGCUGGCGUUCCAAAGCAAACACCAGCAAUACUUUAGCAAAUGCUUUUGCAACCACCUAGAACACCUCAGGAACACCAUAUCACCCACUUAAAAUCAUCUUUCUUUCUUAUUAUAUUUCAGAAUCCACCUAAAAGAUAAUAGCAACAAAAUAGCAACCACGAGUUUUCUCUACGAGUUUUCCUUGUGAUCUCAGGAUAAGUUGAUAAAAAAAUAUUUUAUAUAAAAUUUUGAGAUAACGGGUUUUAAUUAUUAUUAACUCACAAUCUGUCUGAAUAUCCACAGAAACUUGUGUAAAGAAACAUUUUAAAUUUGUAAAAUGUUUUUGCUGUUGCAGGAGGUUUUGGUGAUGGCUUCAAAACUCAAAUGAAGCUUUAUUGUUUUUAAUUCUCUAUAUUAUUCUCUUUUCAUUAUCUCAGAAUUAUAAAAUAAACCACACCCUAUAAUUAAUCAUUUCAGGUUUGAUUUGAUACGUAUGUAUAAAUUUGUAGAAGAUGUUUACAUGUUUAACAACUAAUAAAUUUUACACAAAAGAA
Astyanax mexicanus (Mexican tetra) is the source of this 3086-nucleotide messenger RNA. It is a transcript of the gene mmp19, whose product is annotated as matrix metallopeptidase 19. Lineage: Eukaryota; Metazoa; Chordata; Actinopteri; Characiformes; Acestrorhamphidae. Gene Ontology annotation, molecular function: zinc ion binding; metalloendopeptidase activity. Gene Ontology annotation, cellular component: extracellular matrix. Bases 378 to 1814 code for a protein of 478 amino acids. The transcript is spliced from 9 exons. The record is from RefSeq and is a predicted model, not a curated record. Gene Ontology annotation, biological process: proteolysis; extracellular matrix organization; collagen catabolic process.